AUGAACAAAGCAAGUGAAGAAGCCGCCGCCAAUGCUGCCGGGCAGCAGGACUCCCAAGAACUCACCGUUUUCGUCCAGAGUUUGCUGGAGCAAAUGCAAUCCCGAUUUGCGCAAAUGUCGGAAGCCAUCAUUGGUCGCAUCGAUGAAAUGGGCAGCCGAAUCGACGACUUGGAAAAGUCGAUCGGUGAACUCCUGGAACAGACAAACGCAAGCGACGCCGCCGUGGCUGCUCAAAAGCCCACCGCUGUCGGCACUCCUAAAGAAUAG
Aphanomyces invadans is the source of this 267-nucleotide messenger RNA. RefSeq lists its product as hypothetical. Gene Ontology annotation, cellular component: nucleus; cytosol. The record is from RefSeq and is a predicted model, not a curated record. Bases 1 to 267 code for a protein of 88 amino acids. Gene Ontology annotation, biological process: cellular heat acclimation. The transcript has 4 exons. Gene Ontology annotation, molecular function: transcription corepressor activity. NCBI's taxonomy places the organism in Eukaryota, Oomycota, Saprolegniomycetes, Saprolegniales, Verrucalvaceae.